AUGCUGGCUGCCGCUUCCAGGAAGGCCCCGGCGGCAGCAGCAGCCCGCGGCAUCGUGCGGAGAAGUGUCAUCCGGGCGGCGCAGCGACGAUGUCUGGCGACGGAGGGAUUGAGCAUACGCACCGGUCCAAGUGAGGUGAGGUUGUUGCCAGUUUCCUCUUAUACUCUUUCAUCUCCCCAUAAAUCCAGAGAUUCCUCUCUUCUCACAACGCAAUUACGUCGUUGCUCACCCCUGCCACUCACUAUCUCACAAAGCCCCCGCGAUGCCCUCACUGCUCCCCUCUCACGCAACCACCCUUUUCUUUCAAUUGACAGCAGAAUUCCCGCUAAUCUUCCACAUCAGCCUCCUUUAUACAAAGGCACCAUCCCCGAACACUUUGCCUCCACCGUCUCCCAGCACGGCGACCGUCCCGCCGUCAUCGCACGCUCCCCCGCCCGCGCCGCCUCCCAUGAGACGGCGCUCAGCUACUACGAGCUCGACCUCCUCUCCAACCGUCUCGCCUCAUCCCUCGCCUCUCUCGGCGUUACCAAGGGCGACCGCGUCGCCGUAUCUCUCGGCAACGGCGCCGAGUUUGCCGCCCUUACCUACGCCCUGUUCAAGCUCGGCGCCGUGCUCGUCCCGCUGAACCCGAGCUUCAACGCGUCCCAGGUCGCCGCCGCGCUGCGCCACCUCGCCGUCCAGGUCCUCAUUGUCGGCGCCGUCACCGACACCGCGUAUCGGCCGGGCCGCGGCCGCAGCAACGAGCCGCUGCUGACGGAGCUGGCCGGCGGCGACCUGCGCGGCGGCGCCAUUGCCAACCCCGACAUACCCAGCCUGUCAAAGAUACUGGUGGUGGAUAACCGCACCAGCCACCCAGACGUUCGGUUCGAUCUGGACGCUUGUAGGCGUGUGUUGACGCCUUACCGGAACCUCCUCGACGGCGCGGACCGCCCCGUGAAACCCGCAGCGCCGCUGUUGCCCUCGGACAUCAUCAACAUCCAGUUUACGUCUGGCACCACCUCGACACCCAAAGCCGCGCAACUCACCCACACCGGUAUCCUCAACAACGGCAUCUUCAUUGCCGACCGCAUGGGCCUCGACUCUACCGACCGCAUCGUCGUCCCGCCGCCCCUCUUCCACUGCUUUGGCUCCGUGCUCGGCUACAUGGCGACCGCCACCACCGGCGCCGCCAUCCUCUUCCCCAGCCCUGCCUUUGACCCCGUCGCCACGCUACGCAUGUGCGUUGACCACGACGCGACAGGCCUCUACGGCGUCAGCACCAUGAUCGUCGCCGUCCUCGAGGCGCUCGAGUCGGGCGCCGCCGCUGGCACGCCACCACAGCACCUCCGCAAGGGCAUCGUCGCCGGCAGCUCCGUCCCGGAAUCCCUCAUGCGCAAAAUAUACGACGCCCUCGGCCUGCAGGACCUUGUCAUCUGCUACGGCAUGACUGAGACGAGCCCCGUCAGCUGCAUGACCCGGCCGAGCGACGCGCUGCAUCUGCGCUGCGCGUCCGUCGGCGCCCCCAUGCCGCACACCUCGGUCAAGAUUGUCGACCCGCUCGACCGCACCCGCAUCCUGCCGCUCGGCGAGCGCGGCGAGCUCGCCGCCGCUGGCUACCUCGUCAUGGAGGGGUACUAUGGAGACGCCGCGCGCACCGCCGAGGUGCGCGUCGCCGACGACGCCGGCACCGUGUGGGUGUACUCGGGCGACGAGGCCGAGAUGGACGCCGACGGCUACGUGCGCAUCACCGGUCGCAUCAAGGACCUCAUCAUUCGUGGCGGCGAAAACAUUCACCCCCUCGAGAUUGAAGACUGCCUGUUUCGCAUGCCCGGCAUCAAGGAGGCGAGCGUCGUCGGCCUGCCCGACGACAAGCUCGGCGAGUGCGUCGCCGCCUUUGUCGUCCCGAAGCAGGAGUGGACCGUCGAGGGCGGCAGUAACCACAACGGCGCCGCGGCGCAGACGGCGAGAGCAGAGGGGUCGAGCAAAAAAGAACAUGUGCUGACGCGAGAUGCGGUGAGGGACUGGGUGCGCACCAGGCUGUCGAGCCACCUGGUGCCGAAAUACAUUUUCUGGGUUGACGAGUACCCCAAGACGGCGAGCGGCAAGAUUCAAAAGUUCAAGCUGCAGGAACAAGCCAAGACCUUGUUGGAGGAGCAAUAG
Beauveria bassiana ARSEF 2860 is the source of this 2139-nucleotide messenger RNA. RefSeq names its product AMP-binding enzyme. Lineage: Eukaryota; Fungi; Ascomycota; Sordariomycetes; Hypocreales; Cordycipitaceae. Gene Ontology annotation, biological process: fatty acid metabolic process. The transcript has a single exon. The record is from RefSeq and is a predicted model, not a curated record. Gene Ontology annotation, molecular function: medium-chain fatty acid-CoA ligase activity. The coding region runs from base 1 to 2139 and encodes 712 amino acids.